UUGACGAUGCCUCUUUCAAGUGGAAUCACCCAAAAAAGGAGUGAGAAAGAAAGAGAGGGAGGAUAAAUGCGUUCCCUUCAAUACACCAGGACCUUAGGCACUCCAAGUGUUGUCAUCUCUCCUUUCAAACCCUCUGAGACAACCUCCUUCCUCCUCCAUUUCAUGUCUUGAUACCCAUAAACGAACACAUUGAAGUUACAGCUCACAUGUACCCGAAUAUCAUCGGACAGCCGCUAUUUACGGAGCUGGGCUGAUAUCACCCUGCCAGGACCUGAGGGGCGGGGCCUGUAGAUAAAGGGGCAGAGCCAACUCAAUUUCCGCGAAGCGCCUCCUCAACCUUUUUGUCCUCUCUCGGCUCCCGUCGCUUCCCCUUGGUUACUAUGGCGGCGGCGCCAUGGCCUUGAGUUGAGCGGGAACUCUGUGGUGGGCUCUUCCCCCCUUCAGGCCCGGCCCCAUCCGGCCGCCAUGGAGGAUGAGCUGUACCUGGAGAACAUCGAUGAGUUCGUCACCGACCAGAACCGCAUCGUGACAUACAAAUGGCUGAGCUACACUUUAGGAGUCCACGUCAACCAGGCUAAGCAGAUGCUGUAUGAUUACGUGGAGAGGAAACGAAAGGAGAACUCUGGAGCUCAGCUUCAUGUCACCUACCUGGUAGCAGGAAACCUCGUCCAGAAUGGGCAUACAUGCCACAAGGUUGCAGUAGUGAGAGAAGAUAAGCUGGAAGGUAAAAUGGCCUGGGUUACAAGCGUGCACGUCUACAGCAUUCAGAAAGCCCUGCUCAAAGACAGCGGGCCACUCUACAACACAGACUACGAUAUCAUCAAAACCAACCUGCACAACUGCAGCAAGUUCAGUGCCAUUCACUGUGCUGAUGCAGUCCCCAGGACUCCAGCUGAAGUUGCUCAAGCUCGGACAUUGGCACGGUCCAGUUCCCAGACAGCGAGUGACACAAGCACUGUCAGCACUCCACCAGUCAAUGGCCACGGUCCUACAGCUGCUAACAGAGCUCACAGCCCCCCAAAGGGAUCAUGGGGAUGUUUGCAGCCAAAGCUGCUUCCAAAACCCAGGAUGCAAAUAAAACCCAAAGCUAAGGAGGCCCCAAGUGUGUCUGCAGCGAGCAGUAAACCAUCAGCAAAGGCCAACAUCAUGAACAACUUCUUUGGAAAAGCUGCCAUGAAUAAACUCAAAGUCAACUCAGUGCCUGAGCAGCCAAAGGAGGAAAAAGAAGCAGUCAAGGCUUCAGUUCCUGCAACAGAACCAGAGUCAUCCCCUAAUACCGUAGCAGAGAAACCUGGGAGGAAAACAGAGCCUGCUAAAAUUCAACAGAAGGACAAAAAGAGUAAAAUGAAAAGAAUGGACAAGUCUGACAACGAGGAGGAAAGAGAGCCUGAAAAUCAGAAGAGGAGGAGGAAGCGAAUCAAGCAACUGGAGUCCGACAGCAGUGAUGAGGAGGAUGUCCCAGCAUCUCCCAUACUCGAAGAAGAGAAAGCUCCAUCUCCACCGCCUCUGGUACCUGCUCUGAAGGCUGAGCUGGAGCCAGCAACCACUGAGGCUUCAGCUGGGGGAAAGAAGAGGAAACGGAAGCGUGUGCUGAAAUCCAAGAUGUUUGUUGAUGAAGAGGAAGGCUGCAUGGUGACUGAGAAGGUUUAUGAGAGCGAAUCCUGUACUGACAGUGAGGAUGACUUUGCCAAGACCAAGCCACCAGCUGUCCCCAAGCAGCCUGCACUGCCCGUGAAGAAAGAACCAAAGGAAGAGAGGAAGAACCAGAAGAAAGGGGCAGCCAGCGCCGGCAGAGCCAACAAGCAGGUCUCCAUCAUGGGCUUCUUUCAGAAGAAAUGAACUGACUCUUUCCCCCGCUCCCUUUGGCAGCCUGGGAGCGUUGCUCUCUUUGCGUGGCUCUCUGAAAGCUGCUGCGCAGGAGGAGGACAACAUUGCAAUCUUCCAUUACGUAAGAUAUCUUGCUUACUGUGUAAGAAAGCCCUCUGGACUACAUUUUGUAUUGGGAAGAAGUUUUAUCUGUUACUGCAAUAACUUCAGUCUUCACUAUUAAGCUAUGUGAAAAUCACCACCUGGAUGCGACAUCUGGAAUGAACUCUUGAAAGACUGUUCAUGUAUUUACAUGGUGUUUUAUUUUUUUUAAGAUGGCCUUUUAGCAGCUCAGUGUUGAAGGCCCAUUCCACAAGUGGUAGAUGGAUUCCACUAGGAGUCAAGUUAUGGCAUCAUCUUUUUUUUCCCCCUUUUGUUUUCUCCCUCCCCUCACCCCUGUUUUUACACCCCCCAGCUCUCCACAUUGAUCCAAACGUUCACGUUGGUGAGAAGCUGCAAUGUAGCAGGUCUUCAGGCACACACGCAGAUAUUGAACAUCUGCUUCAGUUUGAACUGAAUGAAACAAGCUUAAUUUUCCCUCUGGGGCUGGUAAAUAGUUUUUGCUCUGCCUUUCGUAACCUUCUUUUGGACAAAGUGGUGCAUAUAAAAUUUUCUUACCCUUUUCUUCCUUGAGCAUAUCCUCUGUAAAUGGCUCAGAUGCCUAAUUAUAGAGCGGGACACUGUUGGUGCUCUGUCUCUGCAAAAACAUCUUAAAGGCUCCCCACACAAUUGGCUCUGGUGGAACUGGGGGAAGGCUGUGCUCUUACUGGGAAAGCAACGGUAUCUUGUAACCUUGGAAGUUAACGAGUCAAAGGGGAUGGGGUGUUCAGAGGGCUCUCCUGGUAGACCAAGGUCAGGUGUCCUUGUCUGUGAGGAACUGCACGCAGCUUUGUGUUUUUGUUGGGCCUGGUUUGCUGCUGAAGUGUUUUACAGGCACAAACCAGACACCGUCGAGUUGUUUUCUAGGACAUCUCGUCAGCUGCCUCUGGAGGAAGUGUUGCAGCAAAUGGUUCUGAGAAACCAGUUAUUGGAGGUGAAUAAAGCACUGCAGACCCAUUGAUUAGAAAUAACUCCUCCAUUUGGAUGCCUUCUGUCUUUUGGUGCUAAGAUUUAUAUCAUAAAAGAGGUUUUCCGGAGAA
Molecule: messenger RNA, 3005 nt
Organism: Coturnix japonica (Japanese quail)
Lineage: Eukaryota; Metazoa; Chordata; Aves; Galliformes; Phasianidae
Source: RefSeq, a predicted model, not a curated record